This is a messenger RNA of Cornus florida, 2394 nucleotides long. Its product is annotated as elongation of fatty acids protein 3-like. Gene Ontology annotation, molecular function: fatty acid elongase activity. The coding region runs from base 199 to 1113 and encodes 304 amino acids. Gene Ontology annotation, cellular component: endoplasmic reticulum membrane. Gene Ontology annotation, biological process: sphingolipid biosynthetic process; fatty acid elongation, polyunsaturated fatty acid; fatty acid elongation, saturated fatty acid. The transcript has a single exon. The record is from RefSeq and is a predicted model, not a curated record. Lineage: Eukaryota; Viridiplantae; Streptophyta; Magnoliopsida; Cornales; Cornaceae.
UCCCCUAAUACCCCUUCACAGUUCACCAUCUCUCUCUCUCUCUCUCUCCUGAGAACACACAAACUAAACCACCACCGUCGACGCAUAAACACCAAAAAUAACAGGGUCGUUUUUUAAGCUGCUCUGUUUUCCAUUUCUUUCAAUAAGAAAAAAGCUGAGGGCACAUCUCCGCCGUCGUUCAUUCCCGCCACGGCGGUGAUGGGAAUGAACACCACCACCACCACACGGUCAACGAUGAUACAGAACCUCACCUAUUUCUUAUCGGAGCACCCAUCAAUCGUCAACUUCCGUUGGAGCCACUCCCAAUCAUGGGGCUCGACGUGGUCCUUCCUCUUCACCUCCAUCUCCCUCCACAUCACCCUCUCCCUCCUCCUCCACAUCCUCCUCCUCAUCCUCCGCCGCACCCGACCCGUUCCCCUCGGACCCGUCCCGGCUCUCCACAGCCUCUCCAUGGCCCUCAUCUCCGCCACAACCUUCGCCGGCAUCCUCCUUUCCGCCGCCGCCGAGAUCCGCGACACUAGGUGGUUCUGGCGCCGCUCCAAGACCCCCUUCCAGUGGCUGCUCUGCUUCCCCCUCGGCACCCGCUCCUCGGGUCGGGUCUUCUUCUGGUCCUACAUCUUCUACCUCUCCCGGUUCCUCCACACUUUCCGGACCUACUUCACCGUCCUCCGGCGACGGAAACUCUCCUUCUUCCAACUCUUCAGUCAAUCAAUCCAGAUUUUCAUGACCUUUCUCUGGCUCGAAUUCUCUCAAUCGUUUCAAAUUCUGGCGAUUCUGGUCACGACCUCCGUCUAUUCGGUGGUUUACGGGUACAGAUUCUGGGUGGCGAUCGGAUUGCCGAGUGGGUGUGCGCCGUUCGUGGUGAAUUGUCAGAUUGUGCUUCUGGGUUGCAAUCUUUUGUGCCAUGUUGGGGUUCUGUUGCUGCAUUUGAUGAAAGGUGGGUGUAAUGGAAUUGGGGCUUGGGUGUUCAAUUCGGUGCUCAACUCCGCGGUUUUGUUGCUGUUCUUGAAUUUCUAUGUCAAGAUGCAUAUCAGGAAGAGAAAGGUUGUUGGUGGUGUGAUUGGUCGUGGUGGUGGGUCAGAUAUGGAGACAGUGAAAGAAAAAGAUAUUUGAGUGGUGGGCUUGCACUUUUCUUUUCUUUUCUUUUCGUUUUUUUCUUUUUUUUUUUUUUUUCAGAUGAGGUAUAAAAAGGUACAGUUUUCCAAGGUAAAUAUAUAUACGAGUAUAUAUAUAUAUAUAUGAGUUUUAUUCUCAUUCUCCUGUGUGUUUGCAAGAGUUUGAAAUUAAUGGAAGUAGUAAUUAUUGGUAAAAAAAAAUCAUUAAGGAGAAUAAUGGUCGUUACUAAAUUCAUAGUCAAUUUGUUAGGUGAUCCUAUUUAUUGAUUUGAUGCAGUUAUUAGAUAUUACACCUUUUAGAUGCUUUAUAUGAGUUUUAUAAUGAGUAGAGGAAAAUUUUCAACUGAUUCAAAUUGACUAACUUUUUGAAUAAAAGGUAUUUGUGUGUGUGUGUGUGUGUUUUUUUUUUUUUUUUUUUUGGAAAUUCGAGGUAUGCGAUACUUUGUCCUGAUUAAUCCCCGAGGACCCGUGUAAGGCGACCCUCUCCACACGGACCGAGUAAAAUUCAGACUAUGUCUGUGGUCGUGGCUCCAUGAAAUUGCUCGCAUCUAAAAGGAAUCAAACCUGAGACUUGAAGCUUAACGAAACUCCAAGUCUCAAGCCUCUUCCACUAGGCCAACCUCUUCCACUAGGCCAACCUCUUGGGGUUGUGUGUGUGUGUGUGUUUUUAUUUCCUCAUUUGUAUGUUUUAUUGACGAAAUGGAAUGUGGUAUGAUAGGUUUCAUGUAUGGAUGAUGAUGUAAAUGAUUUAGGAUAAAAGUAUUUCAAUUAUGUGCCUAUCCAAUUCAUUAGACCUUUUCACUUUCUUUUUUUUUUUGUUUCACCACUGUUAAAAUUUCUUAUGUGAAAUCUUAUCAUCAAAAGGUUAUUUCAGUCAUUUUAUCCUAUUUAAGACUGAAAUCUUAUCCUCAAAAGUUAUUCUGCAGGCGGAAUUAGAAUUAGAACCAUGUAAAGAAUUUUCAAACAAUGUAGGAGGAACAUUUUUCAGUCAAAAAUGAUUUAAAGUCGAAUUACCAAAUAUAUUUAUAUAAUCGAAUGACUUUAUUUGUCUGAAUAUUACUAUUCGUUUUUUUUUUUUUUUUUUUCUUUCAUUUAGGAUGACACAAACACUCAACUUAGGUAGUUUAUUUGGAUUUAUUUUCAAUUUAUUCUUAUCAAAAUUUGGACUAAUUAAACCUUGUUAAGUUUGCAAAUUUGAUUUUGAAAAAUAAUAGUGAGCUCUGUUAGAGAGAGCCCACAUUGUUGACCAUUCUUUCUUGAAAUGACCCAAAAAUAAAAA